AUGCCCGGAGCCCCGAUUGAACAAGCGGCUACUAUGCAGCAAGAAGCCCCCAGUGGCCUCGACAUCCUCGUCAUCGGUGGAGGCAUUGCUGGUCUCGGCUUCGCCAUCGAGGCCUACCGCAAGGGACACAACGUAUCUAUCAUUGAGCGCUCUCACCGGGUUGGACGUGAAGGUGUUCUCCACUACAAGUACGACGGCACAUACAUUGGCUCCAACGCAUUCCCUCUUGCCAUGAGCCGGGCUAUUCUUCAUGACACUCUGAACCAAUAUGUUCGGGGUCUUGGCAUUGAGGUCAAGUUCUCGACCCGCGUUGUCGACUAUUUCGAGACAGAUGAUCAUGCCGGUGUCACCUUGGAUGACGGCUCCAAACUCUGCGCCGACGUCGUGGUUGCGAGUGACGGUGUCGGCUCCAAGUCUUGGAGUCUGGUUUCGGGAUACAAAGAGAAGCCUGUUAGCUCUGGCUACGCCCUUUUCCGGGCCACUUACCCCGUAGGCCUUGCUCUUGACAAACCUCACAUCGCCGAGGAGUAUGAAAACGUGCAGGACAAGUGCAAACUGUUUGCCGGCGACGGGGCUCACAUUAUCAUCGCCAGAGCCGGUCCCAACAUGAUCUUCAUGCUUACACACAAGGAUACCGGCACCGCCGAGGAAGAGUGGACAAAGCAGACAUCUGUCGACCACGCCUUGCCACAUGUUGAGGGCUGGAGUCCCGAAGUAAGGGACAUCAUUGAAUCCGCUCCCAACCGUCAAGCCGUCGACUUUAAGCUCAUGUGGCGCAACCCCCGCGAUAAUUGGGCCUCACCCAAGAAGCGUGUCAUCCAGAUUGGCGAUGCAGCUCAUACUUUUCUCCCAACUUCUACCAGUGGUGCCACGACGGCACUAGAAGACGGCUUCUCACUAGCCGCUUGCCUGCAGCUUGCUGGCAAGAAAGACGCGCCUCUCGCAGUUACAGUGCACAACCACUUCAGGCAAUCCCACGCACCCUAUCCUCUGCUUGACGAGGCUGACCCAUUUAACUACAGAGCCGAGCGUGUCGCCUGCGCCCAGAGGAUGGGCUUCAAGAACCAAGAGCUCUUCCACAGUGCUGACUGGGAUGCUGUAGCUCGGGAUCCUACUGCAUUCCUCACGCCGGCCGGCAAGUGGAUGGUGAACCAUGAUCCGGAGACUUAUGCUUACGACAACUAUGCUGCAUGCGCGAGCCACUUUACCGAUGGAACGCCCUUCCAGAACACUAAUGCCGUCCCUGGUUUUAUCUAUAAGCCGUGGACAGUCCAGGAGCUCUUGGCUGCUUCAGAUCGUGGUGAGCGGUUAGUGGAUGAGGGAGACUGGUAG
This is a messenger RNA of Fusarium proliferatum ET1, 1332 nucleotides long. RefSeq lists its product as uncharacterized. The record is from RefSeq and is a predicted model, not a curated record. NCBI's taxonomy places the organism in Eukaryota, Fungi, Ascomycota, Sordariomycetes, Hypocreales, Nectriaceae. Gene Ontology annotation, molecular function: monooxygenase activity; FAD binding. The coding region runs from base 1 to 1332 and encodes 443 amino acids. Gene Ontology annotation, biological process: secondary metabolite biosynthetic process. The transcript is spliced from 3 exons.